AUGUUAGAUAGGCAUAAGGAAAGUCAUAAAACAACUAUGAACUUGUUGGGCAAUGUAAUGUUCCUCUCUUAAUUGGUUUGUCUUCAUCAUGUAUAGUAGACAUAAAUUGAGAACCAUCUUUCAUUUUCUUCAUUUCCGUUAUCAUCUCCUGUUGUACUUUGCUUGAAAUAUACAUCACGUGUGAUCCUGUGGCACAAGAAACCUUUGUGAUUCUAAUUCACGUCUUCUUAUUCGUGUUCUUGCAGCUCAGAUAUGGUUUCCAAUUGCAAAAAUACUAUUGCCGAUGAUGUGUCAUGUCAAGUGAAUUUCAGUAGCCAGCUGGCUUCAUCUGUGAAAACGCCUCCAUUCCAGGCUAUCCCUGAGAAACGAAAUAUCUCAGGUUGUCCACUGAGGGUUUUUUUUUUUUGGUGCUGCUCGAGCAUUUUGUAUUUUCAGGUGGCUGACUCAUUUUAUGUAAAACGUAGAUGAGGAAAUUGAAGCAUUCAGCCAAUCUCAUGGUGAAGAUAGGCCUGCGGUUGACUCCAUUUCUGAAUUAUCAGUUGCUGCAGAGCAGAGUCUUGUGAGCAGAAUGACCCAGUGUCAUUAUGAGAAUGAUCCUGGGAGGAGUUGCAGUUUGAAAUGUAUGAGCAUUAACACUUAUGAAGAUGUCAUUGAGUUGGAACAUAUGAAGCGGUCUCGCACUGGAGAUGAUCUACACCAACAUCCAUUUAAGCGAGCAAGGCAAUUAGAUAACUCUGAUCGGGAUGUUUCUUUUGAACUUCCUAUUAUCAAAGCUGCUCAUGUGGAACCACUCAUAUCAGGUAAAGAGCUUCAAAGUGUCUUACGGAUUACUUUGGCUUCUUUCUAAAAUUCCAUGAAUAGUCAAAAGGAAGAAAACAUCUCAUUCUCAAUACUGUUAUUGGACUUUCAGUUGCUGCCUGCAAUAAAUCGACAAAUGAUGGAGAUGCUUUCCGUGAGGAACCCUCCGUGGAUGGCUCUGGCAGUACUUCCAGUUUGUCUUGGGUUUCAUGCAACACUAGUGAAGAAGAGUGCAGGCCACACUUACCAUUGCAGAUGAUUUCAUCUCCCCAUUUUGUUGAGAAAAAGGACCAAACGAGUGGUUAUACUCAGCCAGACGGUGUUUAUAUAUCUAUUCUUGAUUAUUAUCCUAGAAAACCAGUUGCUCUGGGACCCAAUCACCAAGCAGAUAUUCCAGCUUGGAGACCACGACCUGUCAAGGGACUGCCUGAUGGAUCAGAUCUCGGUGUUUCCUUCCAUCAUCUGACCGAUGAAGAUGGCAGUGAAAAGUUAAUGGGCACAUGCAUCAUCCCAAUGCCUGAUGAUGCUGCCGCUUCCCUAGAAGAUUCCAAGGUAUCUGUCGGUGCAUCUGGUUGUAGCUGCCCUGAUGAAGGUUCAGUCUGUUGUGUGAGUAGGCAUAUUAUGGAAGCAAGAGAGAUCCUGAAGGAAAAUCUUGGGUCGGCCAAGUUCAUCGAGCUGGGUUUUCCUGACAUGGGGGAGUACGUGACUUCAAAGUGGACUGAAGAGGAGGAACAGAUAUUCCACGAAGUUGUCUCUGAAAAUCCUGCCUCUUUGGGCAAGAAUUUCUGGGAUCAUCUUCCCCGGUUCCUGCCUUCCAAAUCCACCAAGGACUUGGUUAGCUACUACUUCAAUGUCUUCAUUCUCCGGAAAAGAGCUGAACAGAACAGGUCGGAUCCUCUGCACAUUGACAGCGACAAUGACGAAUGGCAGGAUGGCGAUGGCAGUGAGUUUGCUGCAGAGGAUUAUGAAAGUGAUUCCGUCAUGAAGAUGCCCGAUGAUGACCAUCAUGGGGUCUAUGACGACGACAGCCAUGAAGAAGAUGACUUCCAUGAGGACGACGACGACGACGAUGGAGAUGCCUGCGACGAUCUUAUUGCGGCCGAGGACCGCCGGCAAGACCUGGAUGAUUUCUUGGCGAAGGGGCACAUCCAACCCAUAUCGUGCUACUCUUCUCUGAUGCAUCUCGAAAGCAUUACUGAGGAUCACAUCAUCCAAGACGACUCCUGCACAUCCUUUGAGGGGCAUCACGCCGGCACCCCCGCCGCCGCCGACGGCCUGCCGGCGGUGGGAUUCAGCCGGGUGGGAAAAGACCAAAGCCGAAGCGCUCUCAAUGGCAUGGUCGAUCAUGGGUAUCUCGUGAGCCCCGACACCAAGCCGUGGGACUUGAGCUACUUCCCUGGGCAGGAGAAGAAUGUCGACUUCUUGCCGACAUGUCAUGUGAUUGAGGAGGUCUUUGGGAAGGGAUCUUGGGCCAAUGAAUCCAACGACGGGCAAGGAAUCAGCUGA
This is a messenger RNA of Spirodela intermedia, 2304 nucleotides long. The record is from the annotation of a GenBank genome assembly. NCBI's taxonomy places the organism in Eukaryota, Viridiplantae, Streptophyta, Magnoliopsida, Alismatales, Araceae.